Rhodamnia argentea is the source of this 441-nucleotide messenger RNA. Its product is annotated as glycine-rich protein 5-like. The record is from RefSeq and is a predicted model, not a curated record. NCBI's taxonomy places the organism in Eukaryota, Viridiplantae, Streptophyta, Magnoliopsida, Myrtales, Myrtaceae. The transcript is spliced from 3 exons. The coding region runs from base 1 to 441 and encodes 146 amino acids.
AUGGCGGAGCAAGAUCGAGUGGUGGAACUGGAGGAGUAUUUGAUCAGGUUCUCGAUCUGGGAGCUGGUGGUGGCUUUGGAGUUGGGAGUGGGAGGUGGCCAACGUGGCGGUGCUGGAGUAGUCACUGGUGCUGGUGGUUUUGGAAGCGGAAAAGGUGGUGUUGGAGCUGGCGGUGGCUUUGGACGCAGAGAGGGUAGGAGUGUUGGCGACGGCCUAGGAGGUGGCAAAGUGAUGGGGAGUGGUGGUGUUGGGGGAGAAGUUGGUGCCAGCAGUGCUAGUUUUGGUGGAGGCAUAGGAGGCGGCAAAGGAGGUGACGGAGGAGAAGAAUUCAAAUGCGGCAUUGGUGAUGGGAAAGGUGGUGGUAUGGAAGUAGAGGAGGAGGUGGUGCAGGUGGCGAUGCUAGUGGCGGGGGCGAGCCACGGUGGUGGAUCUUGGCUGUGA